AAUCGUGGAGUUACGACCUUCUGCUACACACAGCGCGUAUGCAAGAUUGUUGUUUUAUAUAGUUUUUGAAUAAAUUUUAUAACAAAAUGCCUACGCGUUGCGUUGCUAUUGGGUGCAUAAACACUGCCGAUGUUAACAGAAAAUCCGAGGCACAAAUAGAACUGGAAAAAGUGACCAAGAUAACGUUUCAUUCGUUUCCGUCCGAUCCUGUUAGAAGAAUGCAAUGGAUAAAAAUCAUGAACCUUGAAGACAGAGGGAUUAACAAAAGAAGUCGUCUUUGUUCUCUUCACUUUAAGGAAGAAUUUAUGGAUCGCACAUCUCUAGUAUAUGUAAGAUUGAGAGAGAAUGCUGUUCCAUAUAUAUUUGACGAGACAUUGUGCGAUGAAAUGGAAGAUGAAAUAAGUAUAAAAAAUGAAGUAAAGUGGCCCCUGAAAUCUCUCUUUCCAACAAUGAACUUUUUAAACUUAAAGAUGAAUGCAGAAGAUGGUAAAGAGACUUCUAUCAUGUGUUCAACAUGUGACAAAGCGACAAAUACAUCACCCUCUUCGUCAUUGCGAAGAUCAACUGAGGAUAAAGAAACGAGAAUAUCGCCCGAAAGAAUAUGGAACAUGAACAACCCGACUGUAGAAGCAAUUAGGAAAGCAGCACGUGUUGAAAUUGAAAUUUUGCGCAAAAAAAUGAAAGUUAUGCGACAGAAACUCUUGCGAAAAGAGAAGAAAAUUGCAAUUAUGAAAACUACCUUGAAUAAAUUGAAAAUAGAGAAUUUAAUCAAUGAUUAGCAAAUGAUAUCUUUUUCUAAUAGCAUAAAAUAUUUAAUUUACUAUCUACUGUUCACUAUUUACUAUCUUACUUAUCUUCUGUUAUC
Linepithema humile (Argentine ant) is the source of this 865-nucleotide messenger RNA. Lineage: Eukaryota; Metazoa; Arthropoda; Insecta; Hymenoptera; Formicidae. The record is from RefSeq and is a predicted model, not a curated record.